AAGGGGCACUAACAACCAAGUUGAACCCAGUUGCCUGUUGUGUGACUUUCCUAUGCUUUGUAGAUCUUGCUAUUGAAAUUGCUUUCUUCACAUGUUCCUACUGAUCUUGCAGACCUUUUGGAUUGCACUAAAAGCUGCCAAUAGGCUGUGAAAUGAAACUUCAUAGAGAGCUGCCAGAGUUUUAAGGCAGAUACACUAACUGGUAAACCGUGUUACUCUGUAUUCCCCAGCUUAUUCCUGUUGGAGUACAAUGAGUUACCUUGUCUUUGUAUUGUAAUUUUUUCAGUAACAUGGAUGAACCUGGGCUGUCCAUGUGCAAUAUAAAUCACUAGUUCUCCUGAUGGCUUCUUUUGGGUGGAAGAGGAAGAUUGGUGAGAAAGUCUCAAAAGCUACUUCUCAGCAGUUUGAAGCAGAAGCUGCGGAUGACGAGGAUCUGGGUGACGAUGAUGAUGCUAACUGGGUGCUCGCAGCUAAGAGAAGAAAGGAAGUUCUCUUAGAAGAUUGUGUAAGGAAAAGUAAGGAGCUCAAGGAUGAAGGUGCAAAUUUGGCUGAAAAUAGGAGGUACAGAGAGGCUCUUGUCAAGUGGGAUGAAGCACUUCAGUUAACUCCAGAGGAUGCUACACUUUAUGAGAUGAAAUCACAGGUCCUGAUGUCUUUACAUGAAAUGUUCCCAGCAGUGCAUGCAGCAGAAAUGGCUGUCCAGAGAAACCCACGUUCCUGGGAUGCCUGGCAGACUUUGGGACGUGCCCAGCUUGGAUUAGGAGAGAUAGCACUGGCAAUCCGAAGCUUCCAGGUAUCCUUACACAUCUUUCCAAUGAACCCUGAAGUAUGGAAAGAAGACCUUUCCUGGGCAAGAAAACUACAGGAACAGCAGAAGGCCACAAAGACUGAGUCAGCGCAAGCACUGGCAAAAGAGCUCGAACAAGAGUCAAUCCCAGACUAUGACUUUGAAAGUGAUGAAAUUGUGGCAGUCUGUGCUGCCAUUGCAGAGAAGGAGAAAGCUCUUUCAGCAGCUAAAACGAUGGUGAUUGUGUCUGCUUCAGGCACAGUAGAGACUGUUACUGAGCAGGACAAUUGUCCUGCAACUCCUGAUGAAACCCUUUUCAUCAGGGCCCGGUAGGGCAGCCUCAUGAGUUGUCGUACUCAUAGUUUUAAGAACUGCUGUUAUUUAUUGUAUUUUGCUUGCUUUGUGCUUGUUCUUUUUCUGUUAAAUGGUAGGAUAGCCUACAAAAGUUAAAGAAUUUAAGUUUUCUUUCCUUAAUUAAUAAAGCAAUGAUCUGGGUUGUAGUUCCAUUCGUUUUUGUCAAAAAGAAAGCCAAGUGUUGAUUCUAAAAAUUCUAUGUUGAAAUGCUUAACUGCAUUCUAACAGCUGCUUCAUCUUUGUGUAUUUCAUAAUUUUUCAAGUUAGUGUGUACAUUUUCCCAGUAAUUAGGAAAGUUUUAUUGAAACUGUAAAAGUGCUGUGGUUUAUCCCCAGCUGGCAACUCAGCCCCAAACAGCUGAAUGCUUCCUGGUGGAAUGGGGGGGAGAAUUGGAAGAGUAAAAGUGAAAGAACUUGUGGGCUGAGAUGGAGACAGCCUAAUAGGGAAAGCAAAAGCUGCACAUGCAAGCAAAGCAAAACAAGGGAUUCACCCACCAGUUCCCAUGGGCAGGCAGGUGUUCAGGCAUCCCCAGGAAAGCAAGGCUACAUCACGUGUGACUUGGGAAGACACUCAGAAUGUCCUCCCUUCCCCUACCUCCUUCUUUCCCCAGUUCUGUGUGUUGUGCUGUGAGAUUGAAUAUCCCUGUUGUCAGUUGGGGUCACCUGUUCUGGCUUGUCUUCUCCCGGCUUCUUGUGCACCCCCAGUCUUCUCACUAGUGGGGUGGGAUGAGGAGCAGAAAAAGGUCUUGACCCUGUGCAAGCGCUGCUCAGCAGUAAUAAAAACAACUGUGUGUUACCAAUAUUUGCCAGCACAAAAUCAAAACCUAGCCCCCUACUUGCAACUCUGAAGAAAAUUAACUCUAUACCAGCCAAAAGCAUCACAAAAAGAAAAAGGGGCAUUUAAAAAUUAUUUCAAUCACUAUUAAUUAGCAUUAUUUUUCUUCCAGUAAAAGUGUGAACUGUUUUCUGUUAUUGGCAGUCUUUGUUUUCAUUAAGGUUACUUGUUCUAUGAGAAAGUUUCCUAUGAAGCAGGGAUGGGUAAUUAUUUCUUAUGUCUGUGUGUGACAGAUCUGAUUUGUACCCAAAUCAAGUAGAAGCCUUUAUGUUGUUUUCCUCAGUGAGUGGGUUAAACACUUCUGAUUAGAUUAAAGGAAAUGCUUUACCAACCAAAGCCCUGAAUGCUUAGUUACAGCUGAAUGUUUCACUGGAAGAAAGAACACUGUGACUGAAACUGGUUUUUCCUUAUCUUGUGUGCUGUGCUACAGACAUCACCAAAAGUAGUAUGGUGGGAGUAGGAAAUAUGGCUGAAUUGUAUUGUAUUUGGGGCUUUUCUUUCCUAAUGAGGCUAAUCUGAUAAAGGCAGUCAAUUUGCUUUUCCUAAUUCUUAUGACCUGCCAUUAACAGUAUGCUCUUAGGGAAAAAACCAGUUUUCCAGGACAGCGUUGCUGGAGUCUUCCUUUUUAUCCUUUUUGGAUUUUGGAUGCAGUGUUGGGUGAUGAGGCAUACCCUAGGAAAUUUUUUUAAUGUUGAUUUUUUUUUUUUUUUGGGGGGAAGGUGGCAUUGGUUCCUCACACAGGCAGUUCAGACAUGCAAUCAGGCUGUUUCUUUGAUGUGCUCUGUGCUGAGACUGUUCUCAUUUAACUGUCUGGGAGACAUGGUAGAGAUGAUCACAUCCUAACAGUACUGGAAAAAAUGGUCAGCUGAGGAAUUCCUGAACAAUUCAUUUUGGGAACACGUAAUUUUUACUUGAUUUUGAUAAAAUUUUGUAUGAUAAUAGAUAGUUGUGUAGACAAGUGAAACUUCUGACAUCAGUCAUCUUUGCACUUUUCAAGUUUGAUUUCUAAUUUCAAAAUAGUGCAUUUUAAAAGAAAAUAAUGUUGCUUGAGAAGUAUAGUGGUUUUGCAGUGGAAAAUGCAUUGCAGAAAAACUAUCUCAAAUCAUACUUUCUGUUUAUCUGAUAUCAGAGUAUCUUUUUUUAAGAGGGUACGUACAGUUUUUUAAAAAGACUUAAUUGCCCUGUUGUACUCAAGUUUUAAUUAAUUUUUGCAAUAUUCUCCCUAAAUGUUUUUUGUAUUUGUGAAUUUUUAGAUCUGUGCUUGCAUGAGCACACAUUCACACAAAAUCACACCUUUUACUAUCUUCUGAGUAUUCAAAAUAAUUAGAACUAGAGUGGCAUAAAUAUAUUGAGAAAUGUAAAACAUCAUCAUGCUGCAUUUUUAUUUCUUCAUGAAGUUCAGAACGAUUUUAAAUGCUUAAUGGAUAGGCACUUGAUUAAGAUAUGAUUUGAUAGUUUAAAUUAUUAGAGUUGAAGGAUUUCUCAGUCUUUCUCCUAUCAACUUAAUACAAUCUAGUCAGCCGUGGGAAGAGUUAACGUGAGAGGGAUUUGGACAGAUUUCUUCAAAGAAGAGAUCUCUGGCUGGAAAAGGAGAUGUGUGAGAUGCUCUAGCGUGUGUUUUCAUUCUGAAGGAGCUUGGCUGUAUCCACCUCAUCUUUCUUUGCACUUUGUACUUGCGUCAGUGUUCUGUCUUUACUCAUACAGAAAGGACUGCUGCCCUUCUCUCAGAGGCCUGGGUUAUCACAGAAUCUGUUUCCACUGAAAUGAUUCACAAAGUUCCUAUUGACUUCAGCACUGCAGGGCCAGAAUGCUGGAGGGGUGUACAUCUGCACCAUCAGGCUGUGCCAGGCUCGAGGGGUGGUGGUUUCCAUCUCAUAUACUGUGUUUUCCUUCUGAUUAGAUUAGGUUAUGAAUUCUCUGUAUUGUCCGAACUGUAGUGUUUUGUAGAGCAGUUCCUGGGACACUCUUUUCAAACUGGAGAGAAGUUAAAAUAUUGAUGAUUUCAACAUUGUUUUUGUACGGAAUGCCAUGUUUUGCAUGUGUGUAAUUUUCUGGAUCAGUCUGCAGUUUGAAUAAAAUACUGACUUUGCUGCU
Onychostruthus taczanowskii (white-rumped snowfinch) is the source of this 4069-nucleotide messenger RNA. RefSeq names its product tetratricopeptide repeat domain 33 (gene TTC33). Gene Ontology annotation, molecular function: protein binding. The record is from RefSeq and is a predicted model, not a curated record. NCBI's taxonomy places the organism in Eukaryota, Metazoa, Chordata, Aves, Passeriformes, Passeridae. The transcript has 5 exons. Bases 341 to 1120 code for a protein of 259 amino acids.